Baudoinia panamericana UAMH 10762 is the source of this 558-nucleotide messenger RNA. RefSeq lists its product as uncharacterized. Bases 1 to 558 code for a protein of 185 amino acids. The record is from RefSeq and is a predicted model, not a curated record. The transcript has a single exon. NCBI's taxonomy places the organism in Eukaryota, Fungi, Ascomycota, Dothideomycetes, Mycosphaerellales, Teratosphaeriaceae.
AUGCCGAAGAAGAAGCAGGCAAACAGUCCAGAGUCGACAGGGUAUACUUUCAACCCAUCUGACUUCCCCACGCCAGCCCUCUCCGACGAAGCUCUGCGCAUGUCCUACCGCAUAGCGCGCGGCGAACAAGGCGUGCUUACCUUUGAACCGUACAAGUCGAUCUUGCUCCCUCAUUGGCGCUUCAAGACGGUCCCCAUAGCGGAAAACUCCUCGUCAAUACUGUACGAGGCUUUCACGCACUAUGUCAAAGCCGGCGACCUCGUGGGCGCGGACAUGGCUCGCAAGUUCAUUCAGAUGGGGAUGACGAGGGCGAAGCGGUAUGCUAAUCACAAGGGUGGCAAGAAGUAUGAUCGUAGUGCGAGGGAGCUGGAGAAGGAAGGUGGAAAGCGUGUAGAGUUGCCGAAGAGUGAAGAGCAUGCGGGGAGGGAGGAGAAGUUGCGGGCUAGUGAGGUGUUUCGCGAGCUUUGGCGGCGGUGUACGGGCGAUGAGCGGUAUGUGGAGCUGAAGGCGGAGUUUGUCGCUGAGCAGAAGAGGUGGGAUGGCGGUAGCAAAGACUGA